AUGAAGCUCCAGGCUGACUAUAGUUUUCUCCUGUCUGGGCUGUUGCUGGCCCCUUCUGUGGGUGCCAGCACUUGCCAGACUCCCAUCGACCAUCCGGGACCGGCUUUCAGCUUCGUCCAGCCCCUCAACACCACCAUCCUCAGUCCCUAUGGUCAUUCUCCGGCCGUGUAUCCGUCGCCCAAAACAAAUGGCACGGGCGGCUGGGAAAAGGCCUUGGCCCAGGCCAAGGACUGGCUCUCGCAGCUCACGGUCGAAGAGAAGGCCUGGAUGGCCACCGGUCAGCCCGGUCCCUGCGUCGGAAACAUUCUUCCCAUUCCACGUCUCAACUUCACUGGCCUUUGUCUUCAGAAUGGCCCUCAGUGUCUGCAGCAGGGUGACUACUCGAGCGUAUUUGUCAGCGGUGUGUCUGCAGCGGCCAGCUGGGAUCGUAAGCUGCUCUACGAUCGAGGUUAUGCCAUGGCCACAGAGCACAAGGGCAAAGGCACUCACGUUGUCCUCGGGCCCAUUGCCGGUCCGCUUGGCCGCAGUCCCUACGACGGGCGCACUUGGGAGGGCUUCGCUGCUGAUCCCUAUCUGACUGGCGUCUGCAUGGAGGAGACGAUCAUUGGAAUGCAAGACGCCGGUGUCCAAGCCAAUGCAAAGCACUUUAUCGCGAACGAGCAAGAGACCCAGCGGAACCCCACCUACGCGGCCGACGCAAACGCAACGACCUACAUUCAAGAUUCGGUCUCCUCGAAUGUAAAUGACCGCACCCUCCACGAGAUUUACAUGUGGCCGUUUGCCAACGCGGCCCGCGCUCGCGUCUCGAGCUUCAUGUGCUCCUACAACCGUCUCAAUGGCUCGCACUCGUGCCAGAACUCCUACCUCCUCAACCAUCUCCUCAAGACCGAGCUCGGUUUCCAAGGCUACGUCAUGUCUGACUGGGGUGCCACUCACAGCGGCGUCGCCUCGAUUGAGAGUGGCAUGGAUAUGACCAUGCCGGGUGGUUUCACCCUCUACGGAGAGCUCUGGACCGAGGGGUCUUACUUCGGCCAGAAUCUCACGGACGCCAUCAACAAUGGCACGGUAUCGACUGACCGCAUUGACGAUAUGAUCGUGCGUAUCAUGACCCCCUACUUUUGGCUGGGCCAGGACCAGGACUACCCUAGCGUGGACGCGUCCGUUGGUGCGUUGAACACGGACUCGCCGCCAGAUACCUGGUUAUACCCUUGGCAGUUCACCGGUACCAGCAACCGCGACGUCCGCAGCAACCACAGCCAGAUGAUCCGCGAGCACGGCGCCGCCUCGACGGUCUUGCUGAAGAACGAGCGCAAUGCCCUGCCCCUGCGCAAGCCCCGCAAUAUUGUGAUCGUGGGUAACGACGCCGGUCCUGUCACCCAGGGUGCCUACAACCAGAACAACUUUGAAUACGGCACUCUCGCCAACGCCGGCGGCUCCGGAACGUGCCGGUUUAGCUUUUUGUCCACCCCGCUGGAUGCUAUCACCGCCCGAGCUCGUCAGGAUGGUGCUCUCGUGCAGACCUGGCUCAACAACACCCUCAUCACGGAGAAAGCUAUGCCCGACCUCUGGAAUCCUGAGCAUCCUGAUGUCUGUCUCGUCUUCCUCAAGGGGUGGUCUGAAGAGAACAUCGACCGCCGGUUCCUGGAGCUUGACUGGAACGGCAACGCAGUCGUUGAAGCUGUCGCCAAGUACUGCAGCAACACCGUGGUGGUGACUCACUCGGCCGGUGUCAACGUUCUCCCGUUCGCAGACCACCCCAACGUUACCGCCAUUCUUGCCGCCCAUUACCCAGGUGAAGAGGCCGGCAACUCCCUUGUGGACAUCCUUUACGGCGACGUUAACCCGUCCGCGAAGCUCCCUUACGUGAUCGCCUACAACGAGUCGGACUACAAUGCCCCGCUGACGACCGACGUGCAGACCAACGGCACCUACGACUGGCAGAGCUGGUUCGACGAGGAGCUCGAAGUCGGAUACCGCUACUUUGAUGCUCAUGACAUUCCCGUGCGCUACGAGUUCGGCUUCGGUCUCAGCUACACCACCUUCAACCUGAGCAGACUAGCGGCCACCGGUUCCGUGGCUACGAACCUGACGGCCCUUCCAGAGCAGCGUCCCGUUCAGCCGGGUGGCAACCCUGCCCUCUGGGAGACGGUCUACACGCUUACCACGGAGGUGAGCAACAGCGGCAGUGUGGAUGGAUAUGCCAUCCCACAGCUGUAUGUCGGAUUCCCCGACACCGCGCCGGCGGGAACUCCUCCCAGCCAGCUGCGCGGCUUCGACAAGAUCUGGCUUGAGGCGGGUGAGACGAAGACGGUGACCUUUGAGUUGAUGCGUCGGGACGUCAGUUACUGGGAUGUGGUGGCGCAGGAUUGGCGCAUUCCGGCUGGGCAGUUUACUUUCAAGGCCGGGUUCAGCAGUCGGGACUUCCGGGCCAACACGACGGCAACAUUUGUGAGGGAUCACUAG
Molecule: messenger RNA, 2463 nt
Organism: Aspergillus ibericus CBS 121593
Lineage: Eukaryota; Fungi; Ascomycota; Eurotiomycetes; Eurotiales; Aspergillaceae
Product: beta-glucosidase
Exons: 2
Coding region: 1-2463 (820 amino acids)
Biological process (GO): glucan catabolic process
Molecular function (GO): beta-glucosidase activity
Source: RefSeq, a predicted model, not a curated record